CGGGCGCAGGCGCGGCGGAGGAGCCGAGGGGCGCGGGCGGAGCAGCCCCGGCAGCGGCCGCGAUGGAGGACGGCGGCUACGUGCCCCCGGACCUGACGCCCGAGGAGCGCCUGGAGCUCGAGAGCAUCCGGCGCCGGAAGCAGGAGCUGCUGGGGGAGAUCCAGCGCCUGCGGGAGGAGCUCAGCGAGGCCAUGAGCGAGGUGGAGGGGCUGGAGGCCAACGAGGGCAGCAAGACCCUGCAGCGGAGCCGUAAGAUGGGGAUGGGCCGCAAGAAGUUCAACAUGGACCCCAAGAAGGGGAUCCAGUUCCUGGUGCAGAACGAGCUGCUCCGGCUGACGGCCGAGGACGUCGCCCGCUUCCUCUACAAGGGCGAGGGGCUCAACAAGACGGCCAUAGGGGACUACCUGGGGGAGAGGGAGGAGUUCAACCUGGGCGUGCUCCACGCCUUCGUGGACCUGCACGAGUUCACGGACCUGAACCUGGUGCAGGCGCUGAGGCAGUUCCUUUGGAGCUUUCGGCUGCCGGGGGAGGCGCAGAAAAUCGACCGCAUGAUGGAGGCCUUCGCGCAGCGGUACUGCCUCUGCAACCCGGGGGUCUUCCAGUGCACGGACACGUGCUACGUGCUGUCCUUCGCCGUGAUCAUGCUCAACACGAGCCUGCACAACCCCAACGUGCGGGACAAGCCCUCGGCCGAGCGCUUCGUGGCCAUGAACCGCGGCAUCAACGACGGCGGGGACCUGCCCGAGGAGCUGCUCAGGAACCUCUACGAGAGCAUCCGGAGCGAGCCCUUUAAGAUCCCGGAGGACGACGGCAACGACCUGACCCACACCUUCUUCAACCCGGACCGCGAGGGCUGGCUGCUGAAGCUGGGCGGGCGGGUGAAGACGUGGAAGCGCCGCUGGUUCAUCCUCACCGACAACUGCCUCUAUUACUUCGAGUACACCACGGACAAGGAGCCACGCGGGAUCAUCCCAUUGGAGAACCUGAGUAUCCGGGAGGUGGAGGAUCCCCGGAAGCCGCACUGCUUCGAGCUCUACAUCCCCAACAACAAGGGGCAGCUCAUCAAGGCCUGCAAGACGGAGGCCGACGGGCGCGUGGUGGAGGGGAACCACGUCGUGUACCGCAUCUCGGCGCCCACCCGCGAGCAGAAGGACGAGUGGAUCAAGGCCAUCCAGGCCGCGGUGAGCGUGGACCCCUUCUAUGAGAUGCUGGCGGCGCGCAAGAAGCGGAUCUCGGUCAAGAAGAAGCAGGAGCAGCCCUGAGGGGGGGGGGAACUCCCCCGAACCC
Molecule: messenger RNA, 1287 nt
Organism: Pezoporus flaviventris
Lineage: Eukaryota; Metazoa; Chordata; Aves; Psittaciformes; Psittacidae
Gene: CYTH2
Product: cytohesin 2
Exons: 12
Coding region: 63-1262 (399 amino acids)
Biological process (GO): regulation of ARF protein signal transduction
Molecular function (GO): guanyl-nucleotide exchange factor activity
Source: RefSeq, a predicted model, not a curated record